This is a messenger RNA of Onthophagus taurus, 2148 nucleotides long. RefSeq names its product FERM domain-containing protein C-like. Gene Ontology annotation, cellular component: nucleus; perinuclear region of cytoplasm; cytosol. Lineage: Eukaryota; Metazoa; Arthropoda; Insecta; Coleoptera; Scarabaeidae. Gene Ontology annotation, molecular function: small GTPase binding; GTPase activator activity. The record is from RefSeq and is a predicted model, not a curated record. Gene Ontology annotation, biological process: nucleocytoplasmic transport; activation of GTPase activity.
UCAUUUUGAUGUACAUAAAUACUUAAAAAAUAAUUUAUUUUUUAUCUACCAAUCAUUAAUAAAUAACCACUUUAUUAUGGCUGAAGGAACUCCCGCAGAGGAAGAUGUUUGGGAAGAAGAAGAAGAAGAGGAAAAAUCAGCUGAUGGUGGUAUUUGCGCGGAGCCUAUUGAGACACUUUUGGAAAAAAAUACAGAAUCAUUUCAAUGUCUCGGUCAAUACAUCAUGUCCAGAAGCUCACUCUUGAGGAAUCCUUUGUAUCAUUUUCCUCCGCUUGAAGAUCCUGGGAUAGAUGCAGCUUUUUAUACACCGGUUAUUGAAGUAGAACCCGAUCUUUUUGGACUUGAAAAAUAUAAAUCGAUGUGUAAAGAAUUGAAAAUAAUGACAUUGCGCAGAGUUAUAAGUUCUCUAGAAACUUCCACGUUGUAUCUAAAAUAUUAUAGCUUAUCUGAUAAACAACUUCGAGCAAUCACAACAGCUUUAAGGGGGAACACGUGCGUUACAGAGUUAAAUUUAGAAGAGAAUUUUAUGAAACCAGAAUCGGUAGAAUACGUAGCCCAAAUGUUAAUAGAAAAUGAGAUGUUAGAAGUCUUGAAUUUCAGAGAAUGUAGAAUCGGAAGCGAAGGUGCUGAGAUUUUAGCCGAUGGCAUAGCUAAUGCGCUUAAAUUAACCGAUUUGGAUUUAAGUUGUAACAGUUUGGGAAAUGAGGGAUUAGAAUUUAUAAAAGAUGCUUUAUGUAAUCAUUUGACAAUUAAACGAUUGAACUUGAGUAAAAAUGAAUUAACCGAUGUUGCUAUACCUGCUUUGGUAGAAAUUUUAAAAGAAAACGCUGUCAUUGAAGAUUUAGACUUGUCUUGGAAUAUAAUUAACGCGCCUCGGGGUUGGAAACAACUAGCGAAUGAGGGUUUGCUUGAGAAUAAAAGUUUGCGUGUUUUAAAUUUGGCUUGGAAUGGUAUAACCGAAAAGCCUUGUUUAAAAUUUUUAUUAAAAUUUACUAAAGCAACAGAGACUUUGGAAAAGUUGGAUAUAAGCAAUAACAUGAUACCCGAAGCUACUUGUAAGAUGUUUAAAACUCUAAUCGUCAAGAACAACACAUUAUUGAGUAUAAAUCUUGGUUUCAAUAAAAUAUUGCCAGAAACAGCUCAAACAUUAAUUGAACUUCUAUUAUUGCCAAAAAGCAGGAGACCCAAAUUGGAGGAACUAUAUAUGGAUAAUGUUUACAUAAAAAAGAAUGCGCUUGGUUCAUAUAAUCGCGCUAGAAGGAAUGGUAAAAAGGUAACCAUCGGUGGCGUAUUAGGUAAUUGGGUAAUAAAAGGACCGGAUGUUGCAAAACUUCUUUUUGAACGUGCUCGUAUGAUGGCGAUGGCACCGAAAAAGAAAAAAAUGCAAAAAGAUUUCAGUCAUUUUAUUUUUACUUUACCCGAAACUCCAAUGCAAGGAAACGAUUUUAUUGAUUUAGUUACAAACUUUAAAAUGAAAAAAGUCGAUAAAGAUCUCGUAAACGGUCUUGUUGAUUGCUUCAAAUAUAAGAAAAGCGGCAUCGAUGCAGGAGCUUUACGCCAAAAGUACAUAGAACUUUAUCCGGAUGCUCAACCGGCACCGAAAAAAGAGAAAAAGAAGAAAGGAAAGAAAGGUAAGAAGAAAGGCGACACCGAAACUGAAGGUGAAACGGAAGGUGGCGAUCAAGGGGAAUAUUAUUGGGAUGAAGACGAGGAAGGAGACGCUUAUCAUCUUUAUAGUGAAGCUUUAGACGAAGCAGUUAAAGCUGAGCAAAGUGAAGUUGAAGAAGGCGAUGAAGAAGAUGGAGAAGAAGAAGAAGAAAUGGAAGGCGAAAUUCCUAAACCACCCGUUGAAGUCGCUCAUGGGGAAAGUGUAACAGAUGUUAUUGCUCAAAUAGGGGAUUCUACAGAGAAUAAAGAAGGUGGCAAUGCUGAACAUCAUGAAGGUUGAAAUUAAAAUAUUGUAAUUUUUUAAAUUUUUGUUGUUAAAGCAGUAAUAAAAUCAAAAAAAAUGUAGAAAUAAUAAAUAUUAAUGCACAGGGAUCAAAAAAUAAAAUAAACCAAGUACAAUAUCUAUUAAAAGAUAAACCAGAGUCGAACAUAAUUGCUAUUACAGUGCAUUGGAUGACAGAAGUUGAGAUAAACACUUUA